UCUGAGCUGAUGGCAGAUCUGUGCGGUGGAUAAGCAUCGCGCCAGCGGGUUGUGCAAAAUCUCCUCUUCUUCUGCGGGAAUGAGAGCGGAAAGCAGCGCUGGAGGGAAAAAGUUCAGCUUGAGCAGAACUCUUGCGAGGGAGCAGCCUAAAAUGUGGAUGAACUGACAUUUCCUCCUCCACCAGGGCUGAUCACUCAACUUAAACACCGAGCAAAACGUCGCUCCCGUCGGAAAAAAAUGGCCGUCCGUGGCAACUCGCUGAUGCCUUUUUCCAUCCAGGCCAUCCUGAACAAAAAGGACAGCAGCAGACACUUACCAGAGCUGGACGUAUGCUUCUCCAAAGCGGCGUGUUGGAAAAUAUUCGGAGAGAUGAACGACGAGUCCGGGAGGACGGAGGAGGCGUCCUGUGUGCGGACAGAGCAGAAAAGCUACGACUCGGACUCCGGACUCAGCGACGACAACGACGGAAAGACUCCGGCCAUGCGCAAGCCGGAGAGGAACGGCGAGCCGGGGUCAGAUGUGCCGGAGGAGAGCCUGCAGGAGGAGACGGACCACGAGUCUCCGGCUGCGGAGAAUGCAAAGAGUGACAGUGAGCCCAACAAUACUACGGACUCCAGCAACCCAGACGAGAAGAACCUGGAGCAGCCCAAGCAGCGGAAGAAGCGCUCCAGAGCCGCCUUCUCCCACGCACAGGUUUUCGAGCUGGAGCGCCGCUUCAACCACCAGCGGUACCUCUCCGGGCCCGAGCGGGCGGACCUGGCGGCCUCCCUGAAACUAACAGAGACACAGGUCAAGAUCUGGUUCCAGAACCGCCGCUACAAGACGAAACGCCGGCAGAUGGCCGCAGACUUGAUGGCAUCCACCCCGGCGGCCAAAAAGGUAGCGGUGAAGGUUCUAGUGCGGGACGACCAGAGACAGUACGGCCCCGGGGAGAUCCUGCGGCCCCCGCUGCUCUCCCUGCAGCCUUCCUACUAUUACCCGUACGCGUACUGCCUCCCUGCGUGGACACUGUCUGCGUGUGCGGGGAAUCAGUGAGAACCCUGAGACUUUUAUUUAUUAUUCAUUUGUUUGCUUCUCUUCCCGGGAACCAACAUAACUUUACGUUUUUUUUUCUGACAAGAAGAAGAGCCCUGAGGGGAAAGUUAAUCAGCUCUGCGUCCCUGAUUUGUCAUCGGGUUGUUCCUAGACUUUUUUACACUCUCAAAUACUUUAAAUAAUAUUUUAGUAAGAGCCUGUGUCUGAUCUGCAGAUGUCCUAAAAAACUAUCUGGAAUGAUAUGGGAAAACUGAUUUGUGUCAUUUUAUCUCGAUGCUGGGACCCCCUCAAGAACCCUAUAGACUUAAAAUGACACCUUAUAUUUUACAUGCGCCUUCCUACCUCUGCAGUGAUUGGAAAUAGAUGUAUUCCGUUGACAUAUUUUAAAAAAGAGCAACUCUCUGUUAGAGAUUGUUUUUUUUUUUUUUUAUUAAUUUUUUGCUGUGUUUGUAAAGGUAAGAUAUUUAAGCACUUUUGAGCAUAUAUGUCAUUUUUCUUCGUGUAAAAUGCAUGCAGCGCGCAUGUUCGGGUUCGGAGUUAAAAGAAGGGCUUGUCGGGCCUAACAGUGGCACGAAGCGACUUCUGACUGAAAUUUGCAUGUUUUUGUGUUGAAUGGUUGUUUAGAUCGAAUAACAUUAAAACAUAUCAGGCAUUAAUUAUUGGAUCUGGAUGCAAUUUUCUUUUUUGUUUUGCGUUCUUUUACUGGGAGCAACGUAGAAAACAAUGACGUUUUCCAACAUUUUGGAGCGUUUUCCAUUUUUACGCACAUAUUAAUUUGCGACUUGGUCAGGUAAUACUAAUUACCAGUUCUCUUGUGUUCUUUAGUUCAUUAUAUACCCACCUGCAGUGACCAGGGCAAUAAACUGAUUUGGUUAAAUCGUUUCCAUGCCUUGAACUCAAAAACAAUGAUUUACUUAGCAAAUAAAGUGUAAUUUAUUUCACUCUCUCGACUUUUUUUUAACAUAACCCCUCAGAGAUUUUAUUUCACCUGAGCCAUGGUGGCUUUCCUCCUGUCACACCUUGAUGAAUGGCUCUGCAAUUCCUGCACAGGCCGAACUGACAGCUACCUUUACAGCUCUAUGUCAUCAAAAGCAGAAGAGUAUUCUGGGGUUAAGGAGGCCCAUGUCACUACAUUUAAGAAUAAAAACUAGGUUUCUCGUUUUGCCCUUUGAGUGCUUCCCCCCCCUCCCCUCCUUCAUGCUAAAGAAACGCUUAAACGACUCUUUCUUCGCGGAUUGAGGUCUUUAUAUUGGAACUGAAAUAUUGCAGGAGUCGCGUUGGCUUGUUGUUCCGAGUGUAUUUACAGCCUGGGUGUUAAGUUGAGGUCAGAAGGGAGCUGCCGUGCAAUACUCCCUCAUCUUUGACCUUGUAGAGGCUUGUUCACUACUGACACUACUUGAGAGCCUGCAAAUCAGUCAAAACGUAUUGAAAUCCACUUAAUAUUGUCUGCUUCAGAUGCCCGCGGAUCAACGGUUUCCCUUCAUUUUUUUGUUGCGCAACAGUCUUACGCACCGUUGAUGUGUUUGAUGCAGGCGUGCUAUUCACAGCAGCCAACGCAUCCUUGGUUCCUUCAGAUUUCGAAAUGACACAUAGUGACGAGUGGACCGACCCAUAUAGGCCUACUUGACAUGUAUAUGUACCUGCAUGUGUAUAUAUCUGAUACAGAGGGACAUAUAGGAGCUGGUAUUCCUUUCAGCCUUGUAUUUAGGAGGGAAACACCCGUAUUGGCGUCCAUUAACAUCCUAUCUCCUCCCCAUUAUUUCUUGAUUGCGUAAACGCAACGUUGGCACAAUGAGUGAUAAAUGAGUAAAUGCUCUUUGCAAAUAAAAUAAAUUCAU
Molecule: messenger RNA, 2873 nt
Organism: Poeciliopsis prolifica (blackstripe livebearer)
Lineage: Eukaryota; Metazoa; Chordata; Actinopteri; Cyprinodontiformes; Poeciliidae
Gene: nkx3-2
Product: NK3 homeobox 2
Exons: 2
Coding region: 238-1035 (265 amino acids)
Biological process (GO): cell differentiation; regulation of transcription by RNA polymerase II
Cellular component (GO): nucleus
Molecular function (GO): DNA-binding transcription factor activity, RNA polymerase II-specific; RNA polymerase II cis-regulatory region sequence-specific DNA binding
Source: RefSeq, a predicted model, not a curated record